AUGUCUUCCUUCAGUCAGUGGCGGAAGACUGAGUCAGGAUUUGCUUGCAUUUGCGGAAAGACUUAUAGGUACAAAAGGACUCUUGCCAGGCAUAUGAAGUACGAGUGCGGAGGGGAGACAAAAUUUUGUUGUCAUUUGUGCCCAGCGAGGUACAAACAAAGAUAUUUUCCGGACUUUUUCGUCGACCAGAGCCGUCACCACAGCUACCUCGAGCUGGACUCCACCGAGCACUUCGAUCACGACUACCAACAACUACCCCAUUCUCACCCCCAUCAGCACCGCACCCCCUCGUCAGCCACCGCCUUCUCCUGCGUAUGCGAGCCAGUCCUCUUCUCCGAGGGAUUGGACUCCCACCAGCUUCGCGAAUGCAAACAGACCCUCCAGUGCCUGAAGUGUACGAGACAAUACAAAACGUGGAAGAGCCUCCGCCAGCACAUGAAUUUCUUCUGUCAAAUGGAACCGAUCUAUCCCUGUCCCUAUUGCGAUCACAAAGCGAGAAUGACAACACUCCUGAAAUAUCACGUGCAGAACGAGCACGGAAAGGAUCCCCUGGAGAUCCAAAUUCUUGUUUAA
Messenger RNA from Diachasmimorpha longicaudata, 573 nucleotides. RefSeq names its product zinc finger Y-chromosomal protein-like. Lineage: Eukaryota; Metazoa; Arthropoda; Insecta; Hymenoptera; Braconidae. Bases 1 to 573 code for a protein of 190 amino acids. The record is from RefSeq and is a predicted model, not a curated record. The transcript is spliced from 3 exons.